AUGGAGUUCACGGCGUCGCCGAAGCCACAGCUCUCCUCCCGGGCCAACGCCUUCUCCAUCGCCGCGCUCAUGUCGAGCGGCGGCUCCAAGGAGAAGGAGGCCACCGAGAACACCAUCAAGCCUCUGGAACAAUUUGUUGAGAAGUCAUCGUGUGCCCAGCCCCUGGGCGAACUGACCAGCCUGGAUGCUCACGGGGAGUUUGGUGGCGGGGGCAGCAGUAGCCCAUCCUCCUCCUCUCUGUGUACUGAGCCGCUGAUCCCCACCACCCCCAUCAUCCCCAGUGAGGAAAUGGCCAAAAUUGCCUGCAGCCUGGAGACCAAGGAGCUCUGGGACAAAUUCCACGAGCUGGGAACAGAGAUGAUCAUCACCAAGUCGGGCAGGAGGAUGUUUCCCACCAUCCGAGUGUCAUUUUCGGGUGUGGAUCCUGAGGCCAAGUACAUAGUCCUGAUGGACAUCGUACCCGUGGACAACAAGAGGUACCGCUAUGCCUACCACCGGUCCUCCUGGCUGGUGGCUGGCAAGGCAGACCCGCCGCUGCCGGCCAGGUUGUACGUACACCCAGACUCUCCUUUUACUGGUGAGCAGCUACUCAAACAGAUGGUGUCUUUUGAAAAGGUGAAACUCACCAACAAUGAACUGGAUCAGCAUGGCCAUAUAAUUUUGAACUCAAUGCACAAGUACCAGCCACGGGUGCACAUCAUUAAGAAGAAAGACCACACCGCCUCGUUGCUCAAUCUGAAGUCUGAAGAAUUCAGAACAUUCAUCUUCCCAGAGACCGUUUUCACAGCAGUCACUGCCUACCAGAAUCAACUGAUAACCAAGCUGAAAAUAGAUAGCAACCCUUUUGCCAAAGGAUUCCGGGACUCCUCCAGGCUCACUGACAUUGAGAGGGAAAGUGUGGAGAGCCUGAUCCAGAAGCAUUCCUAUGCCCGCUCACCCAUCCGUACCUAUGGAGGAGAAGAGGAUGUGCUGGGGGAUGAGGUUCAGACAACACAGAAUCGAGGGUCAGCCUUUACAACGUCUGAUAAUUUGUCUCUCAGCUCCUGGGUAUCAUCUUCAUCCAGUUUUCCUGGAUUUCAGCACCCCCAGUCCCUGACUGCACUUGGCACCAGCACAGCAUCCAUAGCAACACCCAUUCCUCAUCCUAUACAAGGUUCAUUGCCACCGUACAGCCGACUUGGGAUGCCUCUGACACCAUCAGCUAUUGCCAGCUCGAUGCAGGGGAGUGGCCCGACAUUCCCCUCAUUCCACAUGCCCCGGUACCAUCACUACUUUCAGCAGGGGCCCUAUGCUGCUAUCCAAGGACUGCGCCAUUCCUCUGCGGUGAUGACCCCGUUUGUAUGA
This is a messenger RNA of Neomonachus schauinslandi (Hawaiian monk seal), 1344 nucleotides long. RefSeq names its product T-box transcription factor 20 (gene TBX20). The record is from RefSeq and is a predicted model, not a curated record. Bases 1 to 1344 code for a protein of 447 amino acids. Gene Ontology annotation, molecular function: RNA polymerase II cis-regulatory region sequence-specific DNA binding; DNA-binding transcription factor activity, RNA polymerase II-specific. NCBI's taxonomy places the organism in Eukaryota, Metazoa, Chordata, Mammalia, Carnivora, Phocidae. Gene Ontology annotation, cellular component: nucleus. The transcript is spliced from 8 exons. Gene Ontology annotation, biological process: cell fate specification; vasculogenesis; heart looping.